ACUGCAAACGGCAAUACAGGACAUGAUCGGGUUCAAAGGACAAGUACAAGAGGGUCUGUAUCACACAAAGGAUGUGUUUGCAAUACUAUGGAACAGGGUCAAUGGUACUGCCUGUUUGGUCGGCGUUAGUGCAAGUCUUGCAGUCUAUUGGUUAAUAAAGAAGACCAGGUACCGCCUUCCACCGGGACCAGUAGCUCUUCCAUUGGUCGGCAACUAUAGUCUUUUGGGAGACUCAAGGCUACACGAGACAUGUGCCCGGCUGUCAGCUAUUUACGGACCCGUCAUCACUAUACAGAUAGGUCCACUGAAGAUGGUGGUUUUGAAUACAAUAGAAGCCACAAUAGAGGCAAUGGUAACCAAGGGAACCGACUUUGCAAACAGACCCGUGACUGCAUCAGGGAUGUUGCUAAGUGAUGGCGGCAAAAACAUCCUCCUGUCACAAUACACACCCACCUGGAAACUUCACCGCAAAAUUGCCAGCAAGGCUCUCAGAAACUCUUUACGAGGUGAGAAACAGGAGACCGCUUUAGAUGCCUCCAUGGCUGAGUUUAUUACACUACUGACGGCCACUGAGGGACAACCCUUCACCCCUCAUGCCUACAUAGACCACGCUUUGUUCAACUUAAUGAGUGGACUCUGCUUCAAGAAGGUAUACCAAUUCAACGACAAAACGUUUAAACGUUUUAUAGACGUUGACAAUGAAUUCAUCAGAGAAUUUGGACUCGGUCUUAUUGAAGAUGUCUUUCCCAUUUUGGCAAUCUGGCCCAGUCAACGCUUUCAAAAGGUCAUUGGGCUCCUGACAGAAAUCCUACAGUUUACAUAUGACAGGUUUCAAGAACAUGUGGAUGAUUUUGAUGCAGACGACAUCAAGGAUAUCUCGGACUUUGUGAUCAUGGCACGUAAAGAAGCCGAGGAAGAGGAGAACGCUGAACUGUUGGACCAGUUAACAGAUGAGCAUUUACGACAGAUAGUGACUGAUGUUUUCUUUGCUGGAUUUGAAACUUCACGUUUUACACUAACCUGGGGCCUGCUAUACUUGGCCGGUCACCCCGAGGUACAGAAGCGGGCCCAGUUGGAGAUGGACGAGGUUGUAGGGCGAGCCCGACUUCCCACACUAAAGGACCGUUCCUCCCUUCCGUACACUGAAGCUGUCCUCCAUGAGGUGAUGCGAGUAGCCACGGUCUCACCGUUGGGAAUCCCGCAUGCGGCCCGUGUCGACUCCAUGAUUUGUGGCUAUGAUAUUCCGAAGGGUACAACGGUGGCCAUCAACCACUGGGCACUUCACAAUGAUCCAAGAUACUGGGACCAACCUCAGAAAUUCAACCCCGAACGAUUUUUGACUUCUGAGGGAAAGCUUGCUCCAAUACCUGACAGUUGGGUUCCAUUUUCCGUCGGUAGGAGAGUGUGUAUAGGAGAAUCUGCAUCAAAACCAGAACUUAUACUAAUUCUGUCGGUUAUCCUUCACCAGUUCAACAUUAAAUUACCGCCAGGAGUCGCGGCUGACUAUUCACCAGAAGCGUCUGGACUAGCGGGAUACAUUGCGAAUAGAUAUAAGAUCCAGGCUGAGAAAAGAGAAUAGGUCCAAUCUUACAGUCUAUGGAUUGGUGUUGAAAACUAAAUAGUUAUGCUUUUCGGUUAUCCAGCUUUCUUCUAGUCUACAGGAGAAAGUGUUUCAUAACUGAUUGUCCCUUUUAGCUAAUGUAAUUAUGGAUUGUUCAUGGAAAAAAGAACAUCAUUUUGUAUAAAAAUCAGUGUGUAUAACAAAUGUAGCUCUGAGUAGUAAGCUUAAACAAUAUUUACAUUUUUCAAAACCCUGAAUUCAAAUAAAUGGAUUUUGUUUUAAAAAAUGGACAACGUUGCAACGCCUCAAUUAAGUGUAAACAUUGACCAUGCAGCAGUGGAAGAGAUUGUAACAUUAAGGAAGUAUUGUAAAUAUGGUUAUCGCACAACAAUGGCGGCUAUAUCCUCAAUGUAUGGCUACUUAUAGUCAAAAAGAAAAUAUCAAUAAUCAGAUGAUAGUUUAUAUCACUAUGUCAACAAAACGGAAGUCAACGUCGUUUGAUACGAAUCAUUUUAAAUGAAAUGUUGUUACGAAGCAAAUGUACACCAGGGCCCAGUUGUUCAAAAAUCGGUUAGCUUAUAUAAUCACUGUUCAACAACAUUUUUUCAACCUUCUAUUUCUUCGUCAAUAUAUAAGGUAAAACCUCACAAUUUUGAAUGUAAAUUCACUCUACUAAAUAUGUGAUAUCUGGAAAGUUGUAACUUAUUCAAUUGUAGCUUUUUAAGAUACACAGAAAUCAAAAUUUUUGCUGACCACUGAUUUAGCUAAUCAACUUUUGGACAACUCGGCCCAGAGUGUAAUAUUACAUCUCAUAGUCAUAAGAAAAAUUCUAAAACAGGAAUCAUGGAAACAUCAAAUAAAUGAAAGACAUCACAAAAUACCACAAUCUACAG
Molecule: messenger RNA, 2454 nt
Organism: Mizuhopecten yessoensis (Yesso scallop)
Lineage: Eukaryota; Metazoa; Mollusca; Bivalvia; Pectinida; Pectinidae
Product: steroid 17-alpha-hydroxylase/17,20 lyase-like
Exons: 11
Coding region: 23-1579 (518 amino acids)
Biological process (GO): progesterone metabolic process; hormone biosynthetic process
Molecular function (GO): heme binding; iron ion binding; steroid 17-alpha-monooxygenase activity
Source: RefSeq, a predicted model, not a curated record